GUUGUUAUCGCGAGAUUGACAGGCUGCUGACAUGACAACAGGUGAACGCGAGUUCAAUGUCAGAAACGCUCAGGACAUCACAGCGGGAUUAAUGCGUGAUGAGAGGACGAGGACGAGGACAGAAAGAAAAUCCAGACAAUCCCUUUGCAAUUGGAGGAGGAUGGGACGUCCCGCGGUGCUUUUGUUUCCUGUGAGAGGAAAUCUUCAAUCACUUCAACCCUCCGUCUUCAUUGGUCCGUGCAGUGUCUCAUGAAACCUCCGAUUGGUCCUUCAUUCCACUGUGAAGACUUGUCAGCCAAUCAGCAUCUGCCUGGCAGCGUCUCCUCUGCAGCAGAUUUCUACUUCAGUUGGGACAGAGCACAAGACAGAGAGAGAGAGAGGGGAGCUCGAGGUUCACCGCAGCUGAAUCCAGGAUUCUGCACAAGUGAUCCAACAUGGAGGUGCCCAGGAGGCCUCAGCCCUCCUUCACACUGGCUCUCCCUAAACCGGCCUCAUCUUCCCUGUCUCCCAUGGGAGCUGUAGAGAAGGUCGCAAAGAUGGAUGGAACCACAGACAGAGAUGAGUUUGGAGGAGAGACAGAGGAGGAGUCGAAUGAGUCUGUGUUUGUGGAGACACCGGACGAGACCUCAGAACUUGUGGAUACAAAUGUAAAACUUACCUCACAGGAUAGUUUCUCCAAGGAGAGCUCGAUAUCAGAGGAGAGGUUGGCAGAGAUGGAAGAAGAGGCCAGAAAGAAGAGUAAAGAGGAGGAAGCAGCAUCUAAAGAGAGGGCCGCCCAGAGACAGAUACUUUCCAUAGAGGAGCUGGUCCAGUCUGAGAGGAAUUACCUUCGACUGUUGCAGGUCAGCACUGUGACCAUCAGGAGCAACCUGCAGAAACUACAGCCUCCUCCAGCCGACCUGGACAGCAUGUUUCUCUACAUAGAGGAGGUGAUUGACGUGUCCAGUCGACUCCUCAGUCUGCUGGACCAGAAGCAGUUUCAGUCUGGAGACCCUCUCUUCCUGGAGACACUCUGUAAUUCGUUCCUCAGCCUGUCUUCAGAAAUUGAGGCAGCCUAUAAGGAAUACCUGGCCAACUACAGCCAAGUUACAGUGUUGGAGAACAGCUACAAACAGAAGGAGACGCUCUGGAACGACAUCGUCAGAGUCAUCAAGAGCUCAGCGCCUGAAGUGAACGCCACCUCUCUGAGUUUCUUCCUGGUGAUGCCGGUGCAGCGGAUCGCCCGCUACCCCCUCCUCCUGCAGACCAUCAAGAAACACACGGACAGUAGUCACCCAGCGUAUUCACUUCUGGAGCAGACCGCUAACACCUCCAUCGCCUUGAACUGUCGCAUCAACGAGUACAAACGCUUCAGAGAAGUUGCUGACAAAUACAAGAAGACAGAAACCCUGACCAUAAAGGACAAGAUCAACCGCCUCAACACCCACAGCAUCGCAAAGAAGACAGCGAGGCUCAGCCAGCAAAUCAAGCAUGAGACUGGAAUGGCACCUAAGCUGGUGGAUGAGGAGUUUGAUGCCCUGGAAGGUUUCUUCUACGUUCUGGAGCAUGGCAUCCUGCAGCUCCUUGAGAACGUGGAGACGUACCUGCACCACCUACAGGCGUUCCUUGCCUGCAAAACAGAGGAGUUCGACUUGGAUAUGGAUGGAGAGAAGGCACCUAUUUGCUACAAGGAGAUCACUACGGCUCUCAGACAGUGGAUUCUUCCUACAUUUGAGAAGAGGAUGAGGACGUUAAUCCACAAGCCGCUGUGUGCGCUCCGUGACCUCCUGGUGGGUCCGAGGAACCUGAUCAGGAAAAGGCUGGACAAGCUGCUCGACUAUGAACUGUUAGAAGCCAAAUCCAAUCUGAGCUAUGAGGAGCAGGAUGUGGCCAACACUUACAGGACCAUGAACACGCUGCUCCUCAAUGAGCUUCCUCAGUUUAACGGUUUGGCUCUGCAGAUGAUCUGGAGCAUGUUGGGGACGUUCAGCUGUCUGCAUAAAGACCUGUCCUCAGACAUGGAGCAGCUGUUCCAGAGCUUUGCACAACAGCUCCCUCACAGCUCUCACAACCCCAAUGCUUUCUGGGAGUGGGCGGAGACUGCAGUGCUGGAAGGUGCGAGGAGGCUGGAGACUUUGUGUCGAAGUGUACAGGACACGCUCAAUGCUCCCGCAGUCCAGCCUCUGAGUCCGUCCUUUCAGCGCCGUCUGAAGCAGCUCACAGAUAAGCACGGUUCUGGAAAGAUCUACCAGGUGAUGGGGACGGUGGUGGGCAGCCGGGACCUGGACCUGAACCUGACCAGAGGGGAGCUGGUGGCCAUCAUCAGUGAGGCAGACACCCGCGGAGACAAACGGAGAUGGCUGGUCGACGCAGGAGGCAGACGAGGCUACGCUCCUUCCUCGAAGCUGAUUCGCUAUCACCAGCCAUCAGAAGACCCGCCGCCUUCGCCACACCUGACCCUGCCUGAUGGCGUCACGGGAGAUCAGAAAAUCAGAAGACACUCCUACACCCCAGAGAGCCGCCCACUGACAGUCAUGAGCCAGCCGUGCUUCCAGGUGUUGGCGGCAUAUGACUUCACGGCGAGAGGAAACCACGAAGUCUCUGUUCGGGCCGGCGAGCCUGUUCGUGUCCUGGAGCCCCACGACAAACGAGGGAACCCUGAGUGGAGCCUAGUGGAGGCGAGAGGUGGGAUGAGAGGCUACGUGCCCUCCAACUAUCUCACAAUCAUGCCUAUGGGGACAGGGCCACCUGGCACGUACCGGCCCUACUGAUAGGAGGGAGGAAAUGAAGGAGAUCGAUCAGCAUCAGCAUGUACAGUAUGACGGGGGAUUCACCAAUACUGUCUUUAGGAGGCUUACAGCAGUGUUUUUAUAAUGAAGGUGCACCUGCUUUCAAGCUAUAGCCUGAUUCUACAUUGCGGCCAUCAGUAUCUAAAUCAGUGUUUUUAAACCGACAUUAGAGCCAUUAAAAACAAUAAUUUGAUGGCCACAGUGUUGGAACUAAAAAAGCGUAAUUCCGUCAACUAGUUUUUCAGUUUUACGCUGGAAUUUUUUUAUUUAUCUUCAUGACUUAGGCAAUGAUCACACCGAGACACGUCACUACAGGCGCGGCCGCUUCCAAAAACGCCUUGACAAAGCAUGUCGGGCAAAACAGUGCGGUGUGCCUGUGGAGCAGGGCUGUGUGCGCAACCAGGCGAUCAAGUGUGAUAAAAACAAUGGAUUCAAGCCGACGUCGAGCUCUUGCCUUUGCUGUGCUAUUGAAUUAUAUAGUUCAUCGUAAUUAAAUACAGCUAAUAUGAACCUUUCGUCUGCAUUUGCCGUUGUCCCACUGUUCCCACCACAUCUACCGGCACCAAAACUGUAGUAAAGUAGUAAAGUCCACUUCUUGUUUGAUUUGAUUGGCUGCCUGGGCAGUGUGACAUUGACGAAAUGGUGCGACUCUGAGCCCUGCACUGAAAAGUUGAGAAUAACUUAACUUAAGGAGCGUAAGCCAGGCACUAUAUACCGUAGGAAACAAAAUGGUUUUGCUGGCGACGCGUUUCCAGCAAAGUAUCUCUGUGUAAUCGGGGCCUUAGGGACCGUUUACAUGUUGCGCCUAAAAACGCGUGAAAAAACACCAGCCGUGUCGCUUUCAUCCUUUUAUCAAAGUUGGGAGGUUGAGAUCCUGUCAUUCCUGCCGUUACUAAGCAACCAAAACCUGUUUGCUGCGAUGACGAUGAUGAUGAAGUUGCAGUAAUUUAGCAGGAAGCCUAACUAAUCUAAACACAAUCAAAACAAAGCUAAAUGGGUUUCCAGCACCAUGAAUUCCUCAAAGUAGCUUUACAGCUUGAUUUGUCUGGGUCAGUUUGGCGGUCGACCUUUCAACCGGAUGCUGUGACGUUCUUAGACGGAAAAGGGUGAAGCCAGUAAAAUAGUCCGUGGGACAGAUCAUAAAGCUCUGGGUAGCCCUGAACUGAAAUGAUUAACUUCUCCGUAUAUUUACUGUAGACUGAUAUUUAUGGAAGAAAGAAAAUAAAUCUGCUGAGCUGUGAUUGGUUGUUCCUCGUCACGGUGCUCGCUACAGCAUUUCAAAAGUUAAGCUAUUUUUAUUUCGUCGUCGCUCUCACUUUUGAGCGCCUUUUCCGCCCGUCUACAUUGACAACAGUGGAUUUGAGAGCGCAAAAAACGCGGAAUGUGAACGGCUCCUUACACUACAACCACUUCCUGUGCAAAUUUUCAAAAUUAAAAGGAAAAGAAACAUCUUUUUUUUUUUUAUUUAUACAGCCCAAAAUCAGGAAUUUGCCUCAAACGGUAGUACAGCAUUUACAGCCUCUAUCCUUAGACUCCUGGUUGGAUUAUUAAUGUCGUAACCUUUUACUAGUAAGGGCUUAUCGUUUUUCUCUUAGGCCAUUUCUGCACUAACUCGGAUACAUUUUUCCCUCCACGCCGAAAAUACAUCUUUUGCUCUCCAAAGUGGCGAUGACACAAGUCUCACAUGAUGGUGUAAAGGAACAAAUUAAAGCUUUAAAAACACUGACAUCUGACUGUAACGACAUCCAAACUCAUCAAAAAUGAUUUGACGGCGCAACAGUGUGAAAACGCCAGGAAGCCAGUUGGCAGGAAGAGCGUAAAGCUGCUGGCUCAAUCGGCGACAGAAGGCAUUUACACAUUUUGCACUCUUGUUGUGAUGUUUCAAUGCAGAAGAAAAAUCUGGAAAUGCUCGUGGGCGAGGAUAACCUUUGAUAACAGUGUUUUAAGAUCCCUCUGCUGUGGACAUGGCCCCACACAAUGCUUGACCUUACUCGUGUUAAUAUAUGUGACGCACUGGAAAAAAAAAAUGAAGGAAGCUAUAACCCUGGUGCUGGCAGUUAUAUGGUGCCUUGCUCAUGAGCACUUUGGCAGGACAGAUGCUUGCUGAGAUGGGAUUUAACUCUGCAUCUUAAGGCUGAAGGACAAUCUCCCAAGUUGCACUGCAAAUCAUUUGUGGUCAUUAUUACAAAAGCAGCAGAGACGAUGGGGAGGCGAAGGGAGGUAUCCCAUGAUCCUCAGCGGGAAGAAAAGGACACUUGAAUUGAAAACGAUAGACUGCAUGUUCUCAUUAGAGUGUGUUAGGCAACACACGGAGAGCAAACAGUGUGUGUGCAUCUGUGUGAUGUGAAAUUGGGCUGACAGGUGUGUGUGCGUGUGUGUGUGUGUGUGUUGGGUCUCCUCCUCCUCACCUGGAGGUAGGAGCAGUACUGUAUCGAGACUGACAGGUACACAGCGCUCUCAUCAUCUCAGACUGUGUAAUGUGAUGUAAAUGUAAAAUGUCUCCAGGGCCGAGUUGGAGAGAGAGAGAGAGAGAGAGAGAAAGAUGAGAGGAGGAGGUGGAGAUGUAAAGACAGGAAGGAAUUCAUACAAGGAGAAGAAGUGAAGGAGUUGGAGGGAAAAUGGAAAAAAGGAUGUGAGGAGGAACAGCAGGCAGUCUGGAUAUCUAUUUUGUCUCAGCCUCCUCCCUUUUCCCCACUCUAAACCUACUCUUCUCUUCCUACAUUCACUCCUGUAUCUGUAAAGGCGAUGUGUGCUUUCUUUCUCUCAGCUCCUAUUACAGUAAGAGACUCCUUGAGGUUUUUUAAAAAGGGUUUAAUCAUAGAUAUAAAAUAGUAUAGACCAGGACUAAAGAGACUUACUUCUGUAUUCACAGGCACCUGAUGAUGCUUGUUGCUAUGGAUACUGUUCAAUGAAUGCAGGUCGCGUCUCUCUGUGGCAUUUUCUUCAAGUUGGAUGGACUGAAAAACAUUUCGCUACAGCAGAAUUUCAGUUGUUUUUGUCGGUUUAGCAAAUGUUUGCCACACAGUAUACAGACCUGCAAGACAAGAAGAGCCAUUAAGUACCCUGGCUUCAGUACAUCCACUUCUGUAUUUGACAUGGAGGCAGAGAGAGAGUCUUUUCUAUACAUUUUUAUUUCUGUGCAUUUAACUUUUUAAAUCAGCGCAUUUUAGGAUGUUUGGAGGAAAACAACUCUCCCAACCUGCAGUCAAAAUUGAUAAUUUUCCUGCAUCUAUAGUAGAAUUUGAAUCUUUUGCAACAAAGAAAUUUGACAUUUUCAAGGAAGAAGCAACAUUUAAAUCUGUAUUUUCUUUAUUAUUCUAUAUUUGUUUAAAAUGGUGGUGUCUGCUCGACGUUGACUGCAUGUGGCACAUUUUGCAUAAAAUGGAGCCUUUCUUUCCACUGGGUAGUGCUGUAUCAGCUGCAGUGGACGUGUAGCAGAGGGAGGGAGCUGCUCAGCUGGAGCUUAGCUGUUCCCAUUCGUGUGAAUGUCAGGACGGAGCAGAGCAGCAGGAGGGUCGGGGAGAUGUUACUAAUAUACCCAAAUACCAAAUGUCCUCAAGGCUAGUAAGAGGAAGGACAAGUUAAAAAAAACAACUUUACCCACAUUUUCACCUCUUAAAAGGCCAAUUCGGGUUGGCUGGCUACUUGUGACUAGUGCAUGUUAGUGCAUGUGAGCGUGCCCCCCCCCUGGCUAGCUCACAGCCGCCACUCUGGACUGCUCUCAUACGGCGGUUACAGCUGAUGACGCCAUCCCGACAGACGUCACCAUUUGCGGAAGCGUAGCACCACCCCUCUGGUUCCCCUCUGGGUUCACACUAAUAGCUCUGUCAGCACUGUUGCUGUUGUUUACACUGUUUGCACCGUUAGCUGCAACCCGUCUCGAAGGUUAACCCACAAUGUUGGAAACUCACACGAGAUGUUUGAAGUUAGGCAUUGAUCUCACAUAGUUAAGGUUAGGAUAGAUCGUUGGGUAGCUAGUCUACCGAGAAUUUUGCACGUUUUAGCCUUGCAUUUUUUGCAUUUAAUCCACUGUUUAUUAAUUCUUCUUUUUUUUUAUUCCUAUUAAUGGCAAAUGAACAGUGGGAACCUGCUAUUGGUCACGCUUCCUGCAAUUUCGAAUCCAUUUUAAAGUAGUUUCUUAUUCCUCAAGAAAAUUUUACCAAAGAUGCACACACUGUAUAAACUAAACUACAUUACUUAAAGCAUUAAGAAACAUGAAAUAUGACCUUAUAUAUAAAGUAAAGGGUGGAUUUUUGUAUUAAAAUCUUCCUUUUUGAUCAGAAACUAGACACAAUUUUGGCUAUGUUAACUUGUCCUUCCAGGUGGGAUGAUACCUUUACAGAAAUGUGUGUGUAUGGAUGUGUGUGUGUGUGCCAAAGGAGGCUGUUUUUCAACUCUUCACCACGAGAGGGAGUAGGAGACCUUGGUUGGCUGUGUGUAUGAGAGCCUGUGUAUUUCACUGUGUAACUGGAGAGUGUGUUAGACCUCUGUACCUUUAUCAGUAUUAGUGCUUGCCUGAGAGCAGAGCCUGAACAUAACUCUGUACAUGCUGUUCAUAUUGUUCAGUUCACCUGUGAUGUUUUUAUUUUGUAUUAACCUGCUGUCAAACCAAUGUGUCUGUCUUCACCACCAUGUGAAGAGCAACAUGUUUAACCUGCUGAUAAUCUGGUUUUACAGUCUGUACAGCAAUUUCUGUUUAUAAUGCAUUGCUUUGUGUCAUUUUAACUUAUUUGAUGCCGCAGGUCUACCUGAUCUGAGAUGAAUCAUGAAGUCUUUGAAGUGUUGCCAAAGUUAUGAAAUCACAUUCACAUGUAUUCACACAGCAGAUGGGAGUGUCUGCAGUGCAGCAGCAGUAUGUGUCCGGGCAGAUGUGAACUGACUGUGUGGCUUCAAUAAAACUAAACAGAAACCUG
Messenger RNA from Sebastes umbrosus (honeycomb rockfish), 7681 nucleotides. RefSeq names its product Rho guanine nucleotide exchange factor (GEF) 37 (gene arhgef37). The record is from RefSeq and is a predicted model, not a curated record. Gene Ontology annotation, molecular function: guanyl-nucleotide exchange factor activity; protein binding. Bases 435 to 2750 code for a protein of 771 amino acids. Gene Ontology annotation, cellular component: cytoplasm. Lineage: Eukaryota; Metazoa; Chordata; Actinopteri; Perciformes; Sebastidae. The transcript has 16 exons.